AUGCGUUUCUCCGAGAAGCUCGGCUUCAAGCGUCCCGCCGACGAAGCCGGCUCCUCAUGGGUCGCAAUCCUCAUGGGCUUCUUCGUCGCUUUCGGCGGUGUCCUCUACGGAUACGACACCGGUACAAUCUCCGGCAUCAUGGCCAUGAAGUACUUCAAAGACCUCUUCAGCACCGGGUACCGCAACCCCAACGGCGAGCUCGACAUCACCGCCUCUCAGGAAAGUGCCAUCGUUUCCAUUCUGUCUGCUGGAACUUUCUUCGGUGCUCUCGCCUCCCCCCUGCUGGCUGACUUCUUGGGCCGCCGCCCUGCCUUGAUGAUCUCGACCUGGGUCUUCAACAUUGGCGUAGUCCUCCAGACCGUCGCAAUGGCCAUCCCCAUGUUUCUCGCUGGUCGCUUCUUCGCAGGUUUCGGCGUCGGUCUCAUCUCCGCCCUGAUCCCCCUCUACCAGUCCGAAACAGCCCCCAAAUGGAUCCGCGGCGCCAUCGUCGGCGCCUACCAGCUCGCCAUCACAAUCGGCCUCCUCCUCGCCGCCGUCGUCAACAACGCCACCGCCAGGCGCCCCGACUCCGGCAGCUACCGCAUCCCCAUCACCGUCCAGUUCGCCUGGUCCCUCGUCCUCUUCGUCGGCAUGAUCUUCCUGCCCGAGACCCCGCGCUUCCUCGUCCGCUCCGGCAAGCUCGACAAGGCCAAGGCCGCCCUCGCGCGCAUCCGCCGCCUGCGCCCGGAGCACGAGGCCCUCGCCGCCGAGCUGGGCCAGAUCCAGGCCAACCUCGAGGUCGAGAGCAGCGUCAGCAAGGCCACCUACGCGGACUGCUUCCGCCGGCCCAUGCUCAAGCGCCAGUUCACCGGCAUGGCCCUCCAGGCCCUGCAGCAGCUGACGGGCAUCAACUUCAUCUUCUACUACGGCACUCGAUACUUCCAGAACUCGGGCGUCUCCAGCGGCUUUACCAUCGGAAUAAUUACAGCCGGCAUCAACGUCGCCUCAACCAUACCCGGCCUCCUCGCCAUCGACCGCUGGGGCCGCCGUCCCCUCCUGCUCCUCGGCGCCGUCGGCAUGUGCAUCUCCCAGCUCGUCGUCGCCCUCUGCGGCACCCUUUCCACCGGCCAACUGCCCACCGGCGAAAUCUUCGUCAAGUCCCUCGCCGGCCAGCAGGCAGCCGUUGCCUUCGUCUGCGUCUUCAUCGCCUUCUUCGCCAGCACUUGGGGCCCCCUCGCCUGGGUCGUCACCGGUGAAAUCUACCCCCUGAGCACCCGCGCCAAGGCCCUGAGCAUGACCACGGCCACCAACUGGCUCUUCAACUGGGCCAUUGCCUACUCCACGCCGUACCUCGUCAACUACGGCCCCGGCCAAGCCAACCUGCAGUCCAAGAUCUUCUUCGUCUGGUUCGGCGCCUGCUUUCUCUGCAUUGCCCUCGUCUGGUUCUUCAUCUACGAGACCAAGGGCCUCAGCCUGGAGGAGGUUGACGAGCUCUACGCAGAGGUUAGAGUUGCCCGCAAGUCCACCUCCUGGAAGCCUACUCAGCACUUGCCUCUGGUCCCUGAAAGCGCCAGUGGGGUGUCAAAGGACGAGUCUGGUGUAAAGGAGGCGAACCCUCAUGUCGAGGACUGA
Messenger RNA from Trichoderma citrinoviride, 1611 nucleotides. RefSeq names its product general substrate transporter. The transcript is spliced from 3 exons. The record is from RefSeq and is a predicted model, not a curated record. Bases 1 to 1611 code for a protein of 536 amino acids. NCBI's taxonomy places the organism in Eukaryota, Fungi, Ascomycota, Sordariomycetes, Hypocreales, Hypocreaceae. Gene Ontology annotation, cellular component: membrane. Gene Ontology annotation, molecular function: carbohydrate:proton symporter activity. Gene Ontology annotation, biological process: carbohydrate transport; transmembrane transport.